CCCACGCCUCCACCUUUUCUGUUUCAGUCCCGUACUGGCAGUCGAGAACCCGUAGACAAAGUGGAGCUAAUGUGGGCAUGUGCUCGUCGCAAGCAACGGUCGAUUGAUAUGUGGAGAAAUGUCUGCACGGUGACACCGCUGUAUUUUCCAAAGGUCUAAUCUGAAGCCCACCUAGGAAAGAAAGUAAUCACGUGAUUAUACAUUUAACGACCCCGGAGAAAGAACAAACCACCCGGAACUUGGCAAGAGGAAGACUUAAACGAAUACAUGUACGGAACUCGCCCAGAGAGGGCGAACUUUCUUUUUUUGAAUUUGGAUUUCGGGAUAACUUGCACAGCCUGAAAUAUUACAGCCAUGAAAAUGGAGAAUAAAAAAUGUACCUCGCCGGGUAUGAUAGAACCGAUACAAACGGAAGGCAACGCACUUCUUAAAGGGGUGUGGCUCGGCAGGCUCCGACUUACUCGGCUUUUGAUUGAAGGAGGAACGGACAUCAACGGUACGAACGACGAGGGCCAGACAGCGCUGAUGAUAUCGUGUAUGUCAAAGCAUAAAGACGCACAAAGCGUCAGCAGAGCUAAAAUGGUGAAAUAUUUGCUAGAAAACAAGGCAAAGGUCAACACGCGAGAUAAACACGGUAAAACUGCGCUUAUGUACGCUUGUAUCGAAAAGGCUGGAUACGAGGUCGUGAAGACUUUACUAGAUUACGACGCUGAUCCCCGGAUAGAGGACAAAUUCGACGCCUCCGCUCUCGUGUAUUCCGUCGAUUCUGGCGAUUCGAAAGUUCUAAAAUUGUUAGUUGAUGCAUGUAAGGCGAAGGGGAAAGAAGUUAUCAUCAUUACAACGAAUAACAAUAAACAUAAACGAGAAACCAAACAAUACCUUGACGUACCGUCCACACUUUCUUGCAGUCCACCGUUUUAUAAGUGUGCUACUCCGUCAGAUAUCGACAUUCGCGCGUCCACAGCAACGCCAAGUCCGUACGCGAGCGGUUCAUCCGGUGACGAAGCAGGCGAUGUCGUGUUCAAGUUUCCAAUGCCAUCACGUGAUCUCCCGAGAGCCGACGACAAUUUCUCGAAUCGAUGGAGCGGAGCCUUUUUGAAAAGCAGCAAUCCAGACUUGCUUUCGCCUACACAUGAGGGCGGUAAAAACGGCAGUUCGUCUCCCGACUCCGGCUCAACAAUUUUGGAAGAACGUCGCGCUCAGCUCAGAGCUACAUUGGAAAACUACCAAGGCGAUGCACAGGCUCUCGCCUAUGCCCGCUCCAGAGGGCGCCGGGGAUCCUUGGGACCCGUAAACUCCGCUGCUCACCUCUUAUCCAACGGUUUGAGUCAGGAAAUCGCCGUGACGACACAUACACAAAUCUCGAUUCCUCAAGUGAAAAAAGAAUCCAGCAGCCCACCUUCGUCACCACCACAACGCCGCCGUCUAACAAGGAGGCAAAGCAUGGAUGCUAUACCGACGUCAGGCCUCUUGCAGGCACACCAAAACACAAUUAAGUCGCUUUCUGCCCCGCCAACUCGCGAUGAUCGACACAGUGGCUCGGCUGAAGUACUAGGCGACAAGAAGACAGGGCACGGACGGUUCAGUCGGAGGGGUUCAUUGCCAAGUAUGCCCCCGCCACUGCUCAAACGUCAAACAAUACACAACAUAAAUGUACCACAAAGUUUAAGACAGCAGACAGUGACAGAACAAGAUAACGAUGCAAAAAGCCUCAGUGGCAGCAGACAUCGCCUAAUUACGUCACCGCCCUGCAGCAACCAAAAUUCCGCCGAAAGUCUAACGCCGACUUCUCCGUCUAAUCGCCGGCGCUCACCGAGAGGCGCACUGCUUGAGCGACGCGGAUCGGGAACACUGUUAUUGGACGAACUUUCGCAAACGAGACAGAGUAUGUUUCCCCCAUUGAACAUCAAUCCAAAUCCGCCAUUACCUGAAAUUGGAACUAUUUCUGACUCCUACACCAAGAGAGUUUCUUCACCGAAACGGGACGGGGUCAAUAACAGGCAUUCGACAAAACCUGCGUUACUACGACGUCAGUCUUUCGAUGCCGACCAUCUCAAACAACUUUCCACGUAUAUAGAUACUCGAGCGAAUAUACUGUGCUCGCCGAGCGAACUCGUCGACUCCGACGAGUCAGACAAUUAA
Saccoglossus kowalevskii is the source of this 2142-nucleotide messenger RNA. RefSeq names its product ankyrin repeat domain-containing protein 34C-like. Lineage: Eukaryota; Metazoa; Hemichordata; Enteropneusta; Harrimaniidae. The record is from RefSeq and is a predicted model, not a curated record. Gene Ontology annotation, molecular function: protein binding.